Eruca vesicaria subsp. sativa (arugula) is the source of this 1223-nucleotide messenger RNA. NCBI's taxonomy places the organism in Eukaryota, Viridiplantae, Streptophyta, Magnoliopsida, Brassicales, Brassicaceae. The record is from the annotation of a GenBank genome assembly.
GGUCUUCCUUACUGAAACGGCGUCGUUAAGUCAGAGUUUUGGAUAAUUCUUUGCAAAUAUCCAUAUCUCUCAUAUGACUAGAUAAACUCUUGCAAAACAGAGACAUUUCUCUUUUACUUGUCUUAGUAGGGUUGUCAAGAACAAAGCCAUCACCAUUCUGUUGUGUGGAAUUUAACUUCAGGAUCCAUCAAAAGAAGGAGUUAAAUCAAUGGGAGAGGAUACUGUCACAGAACCGAUAAAAGCUCCUUUAAUUGAUGGAAGAAAGGCAAGGAAGGAAGAAAAACUGGAGUGUCCCAUUUGCUGGGAACCUUUCAACGUCGUUGAGAAUGUUCCUUAUGUAUUAUGGUGUGGUCAUACCAUCUGCAAGUAUUGUCUCUUAGGGCUUCCACGUGCCGUUGUGAUCAAAUCCUCAGGUUUUCCGCUCCAUCUUCCCUUCUUCAUUACUUGCCCUUGGUGCAAUAUGCUUUCUUUGAGGCUAUUAUGCAAUGGAACCAUCAAGUUUCCUUCCAAAAACUAUUACCUUUUAUGGAUGGUCGAAAGCAUGAAUGGCUCGCGCAGUGACAACAAAAGGGUCACUUCAGAGGAGAGAGAUAUGAAAGAGAGGUGUGAUGAAGUGAGUAAUACUGCUUCAGAUGUGACCAGAGGAUACUUGAGAGCUGGGAGACUUCAUGGCUAUAUAUGUAAGUCAAUGGCUACUGUUGCUCAUUUGUUGGCUAAGUUUCCUUUGGUAGUCAUGUUCCUGUUGAUGGCUUUAUAUGCGAUCCCUGUGAGUGCUGCAGUUCUCGCAGUCUAUUUCUUUGUCACUAUUGCUUUGGCUGUUCCGUCGUUUUUAGUCCUCUAUUUCGCUUUCCCUAGCUUGAACUGGCUGAUUAGGGAGAUGUCAGCCUGAACUCAUUGUACUGUCUCUUUGUUUCUUUGUGUUUCUUGACUUGUAAGAAACAUGAACUAUAGAGUCUAAAGUUGUUAUACUCAGUUUACACGAAGAAGAUAAUGUUUUUAUUCCAAACUGUCUCACUAUAUAACGAACAAAACUACCUUUUUCUCUCUGUUUCACAACAAAGUGGCUGUAUAAUUUUGAAAGGAGAAAGAAAGAUUUACAUUUCUUUGUAACCUGGUGAAGAGAAAACAUUUGAAAGAGCUUGGCUUCAUCUUUGGUCUCUAAAUUAUCAGGUCUGGAGCUCUGUAUUGUAUCUAGAUUAUGUAAACAGCUUUGUGCUUUGUUU